AUGGUCAAUUAUCAUAGCAAUGCAUACAUUGCUAGCCUUGCUCUUCACAUUGGCAACAACCUCAAUUCAUCAACAACCUUUCCAUUGUUAGAACUCUUCUUCAAGUUUCAGGAAAAAUACUACAAUGAUCCAACUUUCAACAUGUCAAGGGCAAUGGUAACAGAUGAUAUAACCAAUCUUGCCAUUUCAUUGAUUGGUAAAUCAUAUUCACAAGCAUUUAAAGCCGGUUUCCAAGAUCCACAGAUCAAUGAAGCUCAAAAAAUUUCUUUCAAGUAUGGUUGUUCAAGAGGAGUAGCAAGCACACCAACAUUCUUGGUUAAUGGAUUUGCACUUCCUGGGGCUGGUGCUGCCAUACCAUUCCAACAAUGGAAAAGUAUCAUUGAUCCACUCUUGAAAAAUGACUAAUAAGAACUUUUACUUUUAGAGACCGUUGAUUCAUGAAAUCUUAUAUAUUACCCAAAACAAGAUUACUGAAAAUGUGAUUUCUAAGAGAUAUUAAUGGGAAUAUGCCAAAUUUCUGUUUAGUUGAUAAGGUAGUAAUAUAGUUGGAAUGUAAUAUUGUCAUAUUUGGUUAAGUCAGAAUCUUA
Dioscorea cayenensis subsp. rotundata (Guinea yam) is the source of this 587-nucleotide messenger RNA. RefSeq lists its product as uncharacterized. Bases 1 to 405 code for a protein of 134 amino acids. The record is from RefSeq and is a predicted model, not a curated record. Lineage: Eukaryota; Viridiplantae; Streptophyta; Magnoliopsida; Dioscoreales; Dioscoreaceae. The transcript has 4 exons.